AUUCUCGUGAUAAUGAUUGUCUUUUACCUCGAUGAAGAUUUAGUAGGGGAGGGAACCAUUGAGUUACAACAAACCAAAUAACCUGUUUAAAUAAAUGCAGAUUCCUAUGCAUCAUUCAACAUACAGAAGUCAAUUACAUUUCCCAAAUCAGUUCAAUUUCAGCCUGGAAAUUAUUUGACAAAUGUAAUUUGACAUGCUGUGCAAAUCAUUUAAAUAACUGUCAAUGAGGUAAAGGAUAUUUACACUGUAUUCCUCUUUAGAAAAGGAAAAGCUUAUACUGUGUAUUCUUAAUAUAUACAUAUAUAAUAAAUCAUCUUACGGUGCUCUACAGAGAAACCUGCCACACACAGGUUUGUAUCUAAACGCAAAACAAAAGAAAUGAUAUAAAUGAAUCAACGACUCGCCGGAAUACGUGUUAUUGUCCGGAAGCUGAACCGGAAGUGCAACAAUUAUUUUCUUCCGCCGCCGCUAGAAACCUUUCCUAUGAGACGAAAAGCAUCAUCUCAACAUGUCGUGAAAUCCGAUUAGCGAAAUAAAUAAGGAAUAUGAGGGCGAUUUUAAAUAAGGUUUCCAUUCCGUAUGUUUUAUUACUAACGUUAAUGUUUUAUCAUUCUGAUGUUUUGGGGUAUUCGGCUGUGAGCGCACAAGGGAAUGACGAGUCACAGGAGAACCGCCCCCGCUUCGUGGAGUCAGAAGACUCGCCGCCCAAGAGGCAGUUCAAGUUGGCCGAGAUGGCCGACGCCGUGAUGGGAUCUGUGGCCCCCACCGCCCCGUCUGACAUCGAGUCCCUUUUCCCCCAAAACGUGAGGGACCAGCAGGCGGGCUUCUCCCCCCCCUCUGAGGAGAGCGGCGCCCAGUGCGAUCCCAGCGGGGCGGAGGAUGUGAGCGGCGAGCCGUCCCAGCAGGUCACCCUGGACAUGGUCCGCGCUGACAUCCCGUCCUCCGAGGAGCAGAACGCCACCGAGACCGCCAAGACCUACAAGGUGACCUGCGACCGGAGGAACAUCACGGGGGUCGACAGCUUCACUGUGCAGGUCCUCAACGCGUCGCAGGACCUGAUGGAGUUCCUGAAUGCAAACGGCAGCGAGUGCUCCGUGGUGCUGUUCUUCACCGCCUGGUGCCAGUUCUCCGCCAGCCUGGCGCCUCACUUCAACGCCCUGCCCCGAGUCUUUCCCAGCAUGCACUUCCUGGCACUGGACGCCUCGCAGCACAGCAGCCUCUCCACGCGGUUCGGCACGGUGGCCGUGCCCAACAUCCUGCUGUUCCAGGGGGCCAAGCCCAUGGCUCGCUUCAACCACACGGAGAGAACGCUGGAGACGCUCACCUCCUUCAUCGGCAACCAGACAGGGUUCGAGAUGGGCCCCGACAGAAACGUGACGGAGACGGACCGCCUGGGCCCCCUCCUCGGCGUCCCAGUGAGGAGCGUCGACUGGCUGCUGGUCUUCUCCGUGCUCUUCAUCGCCGGCUUCACCACGUACGGCAUCCUGCGCACGGACAGCAUCCGCUGGCUCAUCCCAGGACAGGAGCACGAGCACCAGGACUGACAGAUUAACUCUGUGUGUGUGUGUGUGUGUGUGUGUGUGUGUGUGUGUGUGUGUGUGUGUGUGUGUGUGUGUGUGUGUGUGUGUGUGUGUGUGUGUGUGGCUUUGAGAUUCAUAUUAAAAGAAGGUAAUAAUUUGUUGCGUUUGUCUUUUAUGCUCUUGUUUUUAAUUUUAUAUUCUAUUGAAGGACAAAGUGCAAAAAGCUGUGAGGAGCAUAACAUCGUCCAGUGAAAACAAAAUAAAGAUUGUAUACUUCAAAUACA
Gasterosteus aculeatus aculeatus (three-spined stickleback) is the source of this 1804-nucleotide messenger RNA. RefSeq names its product thioredoxin domain containing 15 (gene txndc15). The record is from RefSeq and is a predicted model, not a curated record. NCBI's taxonomy places the organism in Eukaryota, Metazoa, Chordata, Actinopteri, Perciformes, Gasterosteidae. Gene Ontology annotation, cellular component: cilium. Gene Ontology annotation, biological process: cilium assembly.